Messenger RNA from Alosa alosa (allis shad), 1404 nucleotides. RefSeq names its product agouti signaling protein 1 (gene asip1). The transcript has 4 exons. Gene Ontology annotation, biological process: melanosome organization; hormone-mediated signaling pathway; positive regulation of melanin biosynthetic process. Gene Ontology annotation, cellular component: extracellular region. NCBI's taxonomy places the organism in Eukaryota, Metazoa, Chordata, Actinopteri, Clupeiformes, Clupeidae. The record is from RefSeq and is a predicted model, not a curated record. Gene Ontology annotation, molecular function: melanocortin receptor binding; neuropeptide hormone activity. The coding region runs from base 71 to 460 and encodes 129 amino acids.
UCUGAUUAUAACACUGGGGAGAAAACAGUCGAGGAACUGGCUUGUCAUCUGUGCCACAGAUUCUGUUAAAAUGGACUCCAGAUUUCUGCUGUGCUGCCUGGUCCUGAGCUCGACGGGUUGUGUGGUGGUGUACGCACACAUGCUGCUGGAGGAACGGGUCAGAAACACCAACGAGUCUCCCAUGGACGCCCUGCAGGAGCACACUCAACCCCACACUCCCCCAGUCCUCAUCGUCGAAUUACCUAAAAAUGCAAAGAAAAACAAAACAAAAGCAGAGAAGAGACAAAAGAAGAACAAGUUCAGCCCCAAGAGCAAACGGCCCACUCCCCCGGCCAACUGUGUGUCCUUAUGGGGCAGCUGCAAGACGCCCGACGCCGUCUGCUGCGAGUACUGCGCCCAGUGCCACUGUCGCAUCUUCAAGACCGUCUGCUACUGUCGCAUGGGUUACCCAGGCUGCUGAACCAAACUCAACAGCACAGAAACGCGUGUGCUUUUCGACAGAAACAGACUGAGUGGCUCUGCAGUAUAGAUACAAGUGGAAUGCUUGCUUGGAAUCAAUUGGAGUGAUGGAUUACGUGGACUUCUGACGGAUCGACAGUUAAUGACGGAUCAAGAUAUAAAAAGGCUUUUUUUUUAUUUAAGAAAAAAGAAUUGCACAUGAUAACAGAGACUUUAUUUCCCCUGCACAAAACUAGAUUUAUUAUAUUUUUUAUUUAUUAUCAAUUUCAUUGCAGUGUUUUAAUCAACAAAGCACUAUUCAUAAGAAUCCAUAUGCAAGACACUAUGUUCCAUAUGGAAAUAGACAUUGUGAAGUAUGUGAAAGGAAUGUCCUGUCAUGUGAUAAACUUGCAGGAUUUGGUUGGUUUAGAGUAGGUUUAACCAUGAGUAAGCUAUAACAUGGCAGCCAUGUUUUAUGUCACAUACAGUACACUAAAGCACUGAGAUCGUAUGGGCAAUCUAUUACUAAAUCAUUAAUACAGUUAACUGUUUUUGCAUGAUCCUAACUAAAAUAGUUUUGGCAAAUGUUAUUUAAUUCAAUUGUUUGUUAAUUAUAAUAGAUUGAACUAAAUUAUGUGAUUAUGUUAUCUGAAAUACAUCACAAAUUCCUCAAUACUCUUAGCCUGAAGUGGUUGAUAAAUACCACAAAUGAAGGUGUCAUGAAAUGUACAGGAGAGAAAGCUGGAUAUUCUGUAGAUCUAACCCACACAGUCAAGAUGAUUGUCCUCUCGUAUACAUGUCACACACACGUCCACAUGUUUUAGUAGACAUUCCUUCCCCCAGAAAUGAAAUUGCAAAUUAUGAUGCUGAGGAAAAUUCCAAAAGUGGAUUGGCAGCUGAAAUGAGGUGUGCUGACCACCAUUUGUUUGCAUUUAUAACUAUUUGACAAUUCAUAAUGUCCAUAAA